Messenger RNA from Pecten maximus, 735 nucleotides. Its product is annotated as frataxin, mitochondrial-like. The coding region runs from base 75 to 632 and encodes 185 amino acids. Lineage: Eukaryota; Metazoa; Mollusca; Bivalvia; Pectinida; Pectinidae. The transcript has 5 exons. Gene Ontology annotation, molecular function: iron chaperone activity; ferroxidase activity; ferric iron binding. Gene Ontology annotation, biological process: iron incorporation into metallo-sulfur cluster; intracellular iron ion homeostasis. Gene Ontology annotation, cellular component: mitochondrion. The record is from RefSeq and is a predicted model, not a curated record.
AUUUUGUCCAAUGAAAAAAUGUUAUAUUAUUUGGUGCUGAAGAGAACAACAACAAAAUCACAACUUCCGGCGUCAUGUCGGGCACACCGGUUUUGUCAUUAUUGCGACAGUCAUCAAGGAAAUGGACGUGGAAACUCUAUCAAAGACUUGCAACAAAUGUUUACUGUGGGUCUAUUCACGUGAAGGCACCAUUCCUAAACUGUACACCAAACAUCACCUGGCACCAGCCCUCCUUCACUAGUGGUCAUCACAGGAACUACUGCACAAACAGUUUAUCUGAGAUAAAGUUUGAGGAGCUGGCAGAGGAAACACUAGAGCGGCUGUCAGAAAAGUUUGAUGAUAUAGCAGAGACUGUGGAUUGUGACGAUGAAUAUGAUGUUUCUUAUGGAAGUGGGGUGUUGACUGCAAAGAUCAGUAGAGAAUGGGGAACAUAUGUUAUAAAUAAACAGACUCCAAACAAACAGAUAUGGCUGUCCUCUCCUGUCAGUGGGCCAAAAAGAUAUGACUAUGUAGAUAAACGUUGGAUAUACAAACAUGACGGUGUACCAAUGAUGGACUUACUGACACAGGAACUGUCCGAGGCACUCUCUACACACAUAGACUUUAAAUCGUGUGAAGAAGAGGACUCUUAACUCUUGUUACAUCCAUUAGUUGUGAUAUUUAUGCGAUGUGUAAAAGACAGUGUUUUUGUUGACAGUGGUGGAUACUCAUUAAUAAAAUACGAUACUAUUUAAA